GUGCUUCAGCGUGUAUAUUACCUGUCACUGGAGUUCUACAUGGGUAGGGCGCUCCAGAACACCAUGAUUAAUCUGGGUCUGCAGAACGCCUGUGAUGAGGCUAUCUACCAGCUGGGUUUGGAUAUGGAGGAUCUGGAAGAGAUGGAAGAAGUUGCCGGAUUAGGGAACGGAGGGCUGGGAAGAUUAGCAGCUUGUUUUCUCGACUCCAUGGCGACUCUGGGUCUGGCUGCUUAUGGAUAUGGGAUCCGAUAUGAGUAUGGAAUCUUCAACCAGAAAAUCAAAGAUGGCUGGCAGGUGAAUUCACCCAGAUUUCCUUAA
Messenger RNA from Sinocyclocheilus anshuiensis, 318 nucleotides. RefSeq names its product glycogen phosphorylase, liver form-like. NCBI's taxonomy places the organism in Eukaryota, Metazoa, Chordata, Actinopteri, Cypriniformes, Cyprinidae. The record is from RefSeq and is a predicted model, not a curated record. The transcript has 3 exons. Gene Ontology annotation, molecular function: glycogen phosphorylase activity; pyridoxal phosphate binding. Gene Ontology annotation, biological process: glycogen catabolic process. Gene Ontology annotation, cellular component: cytoplasm. Bases 40 to 318 code for a protein of 92 amino acids.